Messenger RNA from Sinocyclocheilus rhinocerous, 1171 nucleotides. RefSeq names its product tRNA 2'-phosphotransferase 1-like. Gene Ontology annotation, molecular function: tRNA 2'-phosphotransferase activity. Gene Ontology annotation, biological process: tRNA splicing, via endonucleolytic cleavage and ligation. The coding region runs from base 72 to 743 and encodes 223 amino acids. Lineage: Eukaryota; Metazoa; Chordata; Actinopteri; Cypriniformes; Cyprinidae. The record is from RefSeq and is a predicted model, not a curated record. The transcript has 7 exons.
CACGAAUCAAAUGUAACUGCAUAUAUCUGAUAGCUGUGUUGGUGAAUGAUACAAUCACAAGUGUGUCGCAAAUGGACUGUCAACCUCGAGGAAGAGGAGGGCGAGGAAACCGAAAUGAAGAGAGCAGAGAUGUGCGUCUGUCUAAAUCACUGUCUUAUGCAUUACGCCACGGUGCCAAUAAGAUGGGUCUGCAGAUGAACUCGGAUGGCUUUGUAUUUGUGGAGGAACUACUUGCUCAUAAGCAGUUCCACUCGUUUUCAUUGGAGGAUGUGGAGCGAGUGGUGGCCACCAACGACAAACAGCGAUUCAAGCUUUGCCACCACCCUGAGGAUGGUCACCUUCAGAUACGAGCCAAUCAGGGUCACUCAGUGCAGGUUACAGAUCUGGAGUUGAGAGCAGUAACACUUGAUGAUCCAGACUAUCCAAGAGAAGCUGUUCAUGGCUCAUAUAUGAAACACUGGCCCUCUAUACGCAGUCAGGGCAUCAGCAGAAUGAACAGAACUCACAUACACCUGGCACCCGGGCUUCCUGGAGAUGGCAGAGUCAUCAGUGGUAUGAGACAGAGUUGCGAUCUGGCUGUGUACAUUGAUGUUGCAAAAGCUAUUUCAGAUGGGAUUCAGUUUUUUAGGUCGGAGAAUGGCGUACUCCUGACCCCUGGAGAUGCUGCUGGCAUGUUACCGCCAUGCUAUUUCUCUCGAGCACAAAGACUAAAACCCUCACCUUGUGAAAUUGAACUACAUUAGCUGUUGAAGAGGAUCUCCUUCUGAACUUAAAACAAAAAUGGAGAUGUACAUUUGACUUUUCGAAUGCAUUAAAGUGGAAGAUCUGUUUCUAAGAAAUAAUAAAAAAUUUCAAUAGCACGAUUAGGCCAUAUUAUUUAUUAACAGGGUUGAUUAUACUCUGACAUCAAAAGAUAGAAAUUGAAAUAAUUGAGAUUAUAUGCACCCACAGAUGACUUUGGGAAGAAUUUAUGGGAAGACAAGGACUGAUCGUCUUUUUUUGUACCUUUAACCUCAUAUAAAACUGCUGUGCAGUUGGACAUGUAUGAGCUAAUCUGCUUUGUUAGAUUGAGUCAUGAUGUUAUCCAGGAAAUUUCCAAGGGAAUAGUUGCAGUGCAGUAUUAGAAUCAAUGCAUUGAAAUGCACUUUUACUAUGCAAUUAUAUUAGACUU